Molecule: messenger RNA, 3957 nt
Organism: Castor canadensis (American beaver)
Lineage: Eukaryota; Metazoa; Chordata; Mammalia; Rodentia; Castoridae
Source: RefSeq, a predicted model, not a curated record
AGGCGAAAUGGAGAAGAUAUACCUGUAGCCCAGACUAAGAACAUCAAUCACAGAAGAUUUGCUGCUUCCUUUAGAUUGCAAGAAGUGACAAAGACAGACCAGGAUUUGUAUCGCUGUGUAACUCAGUCAGAACGAGGUUCUGGUGUGUCCAAUUUUGCUCAACUUAUUGUGAGAGAACCACCAAGACCCAUUGCUCCUCCCCAGCUGCUUGGAGUUGGGCCUACAUAUUUGCUGAUUCAACUGAAUGCCAACUCCAUCAUUGGUGAUGGUCCCAUUAUCCUGAAAGAAGUGGAAUAUCGUAUGACAUCAGGAUCCUGGACAGAAACCCAUGCAGUCAAUGCUCCAACUUAUAAGUUAUGGCAUUUAGAUCCCGAUACAGAAUAUGAGAUCCGUGUCCUACUGACAAGACCUGGUGAGGGAGGAACAGGGCUCCCAGGACCUCCACUAAUCACCAGGACAAAAUGUGCAGAACCUAUGCGAACCCCAAAGACUUUAAAGAUUGCUGAAAUCCAAGCAAGACGCAUCGCUGUGGACUGGGAGUCCUUGGGUUACAACAUUACUCGCUGCCACACUUUUAACGUCACCAUCUGCUACCACUACUUUCGUGGUCACAAUGAGAGCAAGGCAGACUGCUUGGACAUGGAUCCCAAAGCCCCUCAGCAUGUUGUGAGCCAUCUGCCACCUUUUACAAACGUCAGCCUCAAGAUGAUCCUAACCAACCCAGAAGGAAGGAAGGAGAGCGAAGAGACAGUUAUUCAGACUGAUGAGGAUGUGCCAGGCCCUGUACCAGUCAAAUCUCUUCAAGGAACAUCCUUUGAAAACAAAAUCUUCUUGAACUGGAAAGAGCCUGUGGAACCAAAUGGAAUCAUCACUCAAUAUGAGGUUAGCUAUAGCAGCAUAAGAUCAUUCGAUCCUGCAGUUCCUGUGGCUGGACCUCCCCAGACAGUAUCAAAUUUAUGGAACAGUACACACCAUGUCUUUAUGCAUCUCCACCCUGGAACGACCUAUCAGUUUCUCAUAAGAGCCAGCACAGUCAAGGGCUUUGGGCCUGCCACAGCCAUCAAUGUCACCACAAAUAUCUCAGCUCCAACUUUGCCUGACUAUGAAGGAGUUGAUGCCUCUCUCAAUGAAACUGCCACCACAAUUACUGUAUUGUUGAGACCUGCACAAGCCAAAGGAGCACCUAUCAGUGCUUAUCAGAUUGUUGUGGAAGAGCUGCACCCACAUCGAACCAAGAGAGAGGCCAGGGCCAUGGAGUGCUACCAGGUUCCUGUCACCUACCAAAGUGCUAUGAGCGGGGGUGCGCCCUAUUACUUUGCUGCAGAGCUGCCCCCCGGGAAUCUCCCUGAACCUGCCCCAUUCACAGUGGGUGACAAUAGGACGUAUCAAGGCUUUUGGAACCCACCCCUGGCUCCACGCAAAGGAUACAACAUCUACUUCCAGGCAAUGAGCAGUGUGGAGAAGGAAACUAAAACCCAGUGUGUACGAAUUGCUACAAAAGCAGCAACAGAAGAACCAGAAGUAAUCCCUGAUCCUGCCAAGCAGACAGACAGAGUGGUGAAAAUAGCAGGAAUUAGUGCUGGAAUUUUGGUGUUCAUCCUCCUCCUGCUGGUUGUCAUAUUAAUUGUAAAGAAGAGCAAGCUUGCUAAAAAACGCAAAGAUGCUAUGGGAAACACGCGGCAGGAGAUGACUCAUAUGGUGAACGCGAUGGACCGGAGCUACGCUGAUCAGAGCACACUGCAUGCGGAAGACCCUCUUUCUAUAACCUUCAUGGACCAACAUAACUUCAGUCCAAGAUAUGAGAACCACAGCGCUACAGCAGAAUCCAGUCGCCUUCUAGAUGUACCUCGCUACCUUUGUGAGGGGACGGAAUCCCCUUACCAGACGGGACAGCUGCACCCAGCCAUCAGGGUAGCUGACUUACUGCAGCACAUUAAUCUCAUGAAGACAUCAGACAGCUAUGGGUUCAAAGAGGAAUAUGAGAGCUUCUUUGAAGGUCAAUCAGCAUCUUGGGAUGUAGCUAAAAAAGAUCAAAAUAGAGCAAAAAACCGAUAUGGAAACAUUAUAGCAUAUGAUCACUCCAGAGUGAUUUUACAGCCUGUUGAGGAUGAUCCGUCUUCAGAUUACAUUAAUGCCAACUAUAUAGAUGGCUACCAGAGACCAAGCCACUACAUUGCAACUCAAGGCCCAGUUCAUGAAACUGUGUAUGAUUUCUGGAGGAUGGUCUGGCAAGAGCAGUCUGCCUGCAUUGUGAUGGUGACAAAUUUAGUUGAAGUUGGCCGGGUUAAAUGCUAUAAAUAUUGGCCUGAUGAUACUGAAGUUUAUGGUGACUUCAAAGUAACCUGUGUAGAAAUGGAACCACUUGCUGAAUAUGUAGUUAGGACAUUCACUCUGGAAAGAAGAGGAUACAGUGAAAUCCGUGAGGUUAAACAGUUCCAUUUCACCGGCUGGCCUGACCAUGGAGUGCCAUACCAUGCUACAGGGCUUCUCUCCUUUAUCCGGAGAGUCAAGUUAUCCAACCCUCCCAGUGCUGGCCCCAUCGUUGUGCACUGCAGUGCUGGUGCUGGACGAACUGGCUGUUACAUUGUGAUCGACAUCAUGCUGGAUAUGGCUGAAAGAGAGGGCGUGGUUGACAUCUACAACUGUGUCAAAGCCUUACGAUCUCGCCGCAUCAAUAUGGUUCAGACAGAGGAACAGUACAUUUUUAUUCAUGAUGCCAUUUUAGAAGCCUGUUUAUGUGGAGAAACUGCCAUACCUGUCUGUGAAUUUAAAGCUGCAUAUUUUGAUAUGAUUAGAAUAGACUCCCAGACUAACUCUUCACAUCUCAAAGAUGAAUUUCAGACUCUGAAUUCAGUCACCCCUCGACUACAAGCUGAAGACUGCAGUAUAGCAUGCCUGCCAAGGAACCAUGACAAGAACCGUUUCAUGGACAUGCUGCCACCUGACAGAUGUCUGCCUUUUUUAAUUACAAUUGAUGGGGAGAGCAGCAACUACAUCAAUGCUGCUCUUAUGGAUAGCUACAGGCAACCGGCAGCUUUCAUCGUCACACAAUACCCUCUGCCAAAUACUGUGAAAGACUUCUGGAGACUAGUGUAUGAUUAUGGCUGUACCUCCAUUGUGAUGUUAAAUGAAGUCGACUUGUCCCAGGGGUGCCCUCAGUACUGGCCAGAAGAAGGAAUGCUGCGAUAUGGCCCUAUCCAAGUGGAAUGUAUGUCUUGUUCAAUGGAUUGUGAUGUGAUCAACCGGAUUUUUAGGAUAUGUAAUCUAACCAGACCACAGGAAGGUUAUCUGAUGGUACAACAGUUUCAGUAUCUAGGGUGGGCUUCUCAUCGAGAAGUGCCUGGCUCCAAACGGUCAUUUUUGAAACUGAUACUACAGGUGGAAAAAUGGCAGGAAGAAUGCGAGGAAGGGGAAGGCCGGACAAUCAUUCACUGCUUAAAUGGUGGCGGCCGAAGUGGCAUGUUCUGUGCUAUAGGCAUUGUUGUUGAAAUGGUGAAACGACAAAAUGUUGUUGAUGUUUUUCAUGCAGUAAAGACAUUGAGGAACAGCAAGCCAAACAUGGUGGAAGCCCCGGAGCAGUACCGGUUCUGCUAUGACGUUGCUUUGGAGUACCUGGAGUCAUCUUAGUUGAUGGCAUGUUUUACAGGCAUCUCAAUGGAAACCCACUCACCUGUUGAGCCAACAGCAGCUGUACCUUUUACACCUGUGCAGAAAGAUUUUUGAAGUGGGGGGUGGGAGGCUUUUACAUUUGAGAGGUAAAAGUAUUUUUCUUAUGAAGUUGUGUACCUUAAUAAAAAGAACUUGAUUAGUUUCUUUUACUGUAUUAACGCAUCAGCAUUUCGUGCCACAUGAAAUCUAUUUAAUACGAACCCGAUUCAAGUGAGAACUUAUCAGUGUUUGUACAGUGAAUAUGCAGCCUUUUCUCUCCUGGCUUCAGUAGAGCAGUCACCACAUGUU